AUCGAAGCGGCAUAAUAGAAUGCACCAUGGCCUUCUGCUGCAAGCGGCUAUCGCGAUGACAAGGGGGAGGGAGGCCUGUUGUUGCCCUUCUGGCCUACCCGGAGCGUACGUAUGUUGUACGGGACCAUGAUGGGGAGUUAUAACGAAUCCAACUCGCUCCCUGUUGUUACUUCAAGAAUAGCAGCAAACAUGGUCAAAUCCUGCCCGGAUCUGAGCUUUCAGGUACACGUAGACCUGCAAGACGAGCCGAAUAUCGUCCGCAAAACGUCAGCAAGUUAGCGACGGGCGCGCGCAGCCUUUGGUUGAGACAAGCUUCGUCAUCAGCCGGAGCUUGGCCCAGCCAGACACACCAAUCAACUACUCUUCCCGCCCCUGUCUGUUGAAGCUGAUGAUGCACCGGACGCAGAGAUCGCAAAGGUGACGCAGCAGACAGGCACUUGCGAAUUAUAUGAUGUUCCAUUACGGAGUACGCAGCAAAAAGAUGAAAAGACUUCUUUUUGGUCUUCCCGUCCACUAACUAGCUUUAAAAAAAAAGAACAUAACAUCAGGCCAAAAAUAUUGGGAAAAAGGAUCAAGCAAAGCAAAUAGAAGAGGAAAGAAACACAUAAAUUCAUGCAAAACAGAGCAUGCAGAUCAGAGUCACAUCAUGUUUUUUGUUGUGGGCUAUUAAGAAAACGAAAAGAAAAGAAAAAAGUCCCGUCCGACCUUGACCAACAAUGAGGAGAGAGAACAGAAGAUAUUAUAAUGGAAACAGUCAAGCAUAAACAAA
Molecule: messenger RNA, 769 nt
Organism: Coccidioides immitis RS
Lineage: Eukaryota; Fungi; Ascomycota; Eurotiomycetes; Onygenales; Onygenaceae
Exons: 3
Coding region: 112-279 (55 amino acids)
Source: RefSeq, a predicted model, not a curated record